Molecule: messenger RNA, 536 nt
Organism: Staurois parvus
Lineage: Eukaryota; Metazoa; Chordata; Amphibia; Anura; Ranidae
Source: the annotation of a GenBank genome assembly
UGGACUCGUCUGGCUCGACAGCAGGCAUCGGGUCACCAGGCAUGACAGCGGGCACUGGGUCAUCAGGCAUUGGAUCGUCUGGCUCGACAGCGGGCCACGGGGUCAUUAGUACCGGAUCGUCUGGAUCGACAGCGGGCACUGGGUCAUCUAGCGUUGGAUCGUCUGGCUCGACAGCGGGCAUCGGGUCACCAGGCAUGACAGCGGGCACUGGGUCAUCGGGGUACCGGAUCGUCUGGAUCGACAGCGGGCACCGGGUCAUCAGGCAUUGGAUCGUCUGGCUCGACAGCGGGCAUCGGGUCACCAGGCAUGACAGCGGGCACUGGGUCAUCAGGCAUUGGAUCGUCUGGCUCGACAGCGGGCAUCGGGUCACCAGGUAUGACAGCGGGCACUGGGUCAUCAGGCGUGAUAGGGUCAUCAGGCUGGAUCAGUUCAUCAGGCUGGGUACAGACAUCAGGCUGGGUAGAGGCCACAUCAGGCUGAAGUGCGGGUGCCGAGGCACCAGGCUGAACCACGGAAGGCAGGUUCUCAGACGGCAG